AUGGAUUCUGGCUCCGAAAAUCGAGGUCUCGACCUUGAGAAGGAGUUGACAUGUUCUAUUUGCACAGAGGUUUUAUAUCAACCGUUGACAUUACUCGAUUGUUUACAUACCUUCUGCGGCUCUUGUCUUAAAGAAUGGUUUUCCUGGCAACUUGUCUCCGUAAAUAAUGCACAAACACCCAUUCCACCCGGUGGUACGCCAUAUACAUGCCCAUCAUGUCGCGCACCAGUUCGAGAUACGAAGCACAGUUCUACGAUAGCGACGUUACUGGAUAUGUUUUUGGCGCGAAGUCCAGAGAAAGGUAGAACAGCUGACGAGAAGGAGGAAAUUGCUGCGAAAUACAAAUCUGGGGAUGAAGUGUUACCGAAAUGGGAGCAGAGAGACAGAAGUUCAAGGGAUAGACGCCUGGAGGAUGAGGAUCGCAGGCUGAUGGAUGAAGUGAGAGAUUUAAGCUUGAGAGAAGUGGGAGUAGAAAGCUCGGAGGCAAGGAGGGAAAGAAGGAGACGAGAACGAGAUGGAGAAAGAUCGCAUAGUUCGAGACAUCAUUCGAGUCGUGAUCAGAGUAGGGACAAUAGGAAUACAGAUGAUACCGAUCGACGCCGGCGAAGGGAGGAGCAUCAUGAAAGAAGAAGAGCACGACAAGGAACCUCUGCGUUGAGGCCAGAACCCGACCGCAGCGACUCUGAAGGUCGACGAAGGGGAUAUAGUGAGACCGAAUCGAUAAGGAGACAUGAAGAAACUAGCCGGUCAGCGGCACGACAGAUCGAACAUCAAUCAUCUUUACGGUCACUAAUUAGCUCUUCUGACAUAGAUUCUAGAGAGAUGGAAGAAGAGAUUUUACGACAAAUUAGGGAGGAAGGAUUACUGGAUGGAAUUGAUCUUGAGAAUAUCGAUGUUAAUCAGGAGGAUCAGAUUAGUGAGAGAAUAGCAGAAGCUUUCAGGCGGCGACAAGAAGAGAGAUCGAGACCCGAUAUAUCUAGAAGAAGCGAGAGUGAUACGGCAGAUAGACGAAGACGGUCUCCUCGAGCUUCGCUCACGGAUUCUGGGAGAGAAACCUCUGGUGAUGAUGCUCCCAGAACUACAAGACGACGCAGAAAUCAAUCAUCCUCGCCAAGAUCGGGCAGUUUAAGUAAUGAACAAAGCAGGCCACCGCCGUCUAUAAGUGCCGUACACGCAAGCCACCUAGAUGUCGGUCUAAAUUCUGGGGGACGGAGACGACAGAGAACCUUAAGCGCACCACGAAGCUCAACAGCACCUGUACCGGUAAUUACGGCCGAAACAAGACCUGCCGCUCGGUCGCAGACGGAUUUGAGCACUAUACCUCGGACCUCUUCUGUGCAAACAUCACAGCCUUUUAGGGCCCACGCGAGGAGGAGCACUGACUCCAAUGUGCGACGAUUGAGUGAAUCAUCAAGUAGGGAACCACAACCACAAACAGGCUCUACUACAAGAACAUCUAAUAGUAAAGUAGUUGCAUCUCCCUCAGAAUCGACGCCGGGAACAUCAAGCAACAGCUUGCUAGAAAGAUCUCAUUCAGACGAUAUGCCUGAACUACCUGAUAUACCUGCUCCAUUGAGCAUUCGUGCUAAUGCCCCAGCCGAUAUUUUCGUUGCCUCUGCUGUUCCUGCAUCUGUUCCAUACAUGGAUGAAUCACUGAUUCCUGCACCACUUUCACCACAUACUCCUACUCAUCUAGCACUCUUCGAUAAAGCUGCUGCAUUAGCAAGUGGUACCAGACCAAGUUCUUCUCAUUCUGUGGGGUCUAGACCACGAACACAGCUUUAUCCUGAACCAUCAAUAUUAUGUAGAAGAUGUCAAAAAACUCAUAUUGAAUAUGAAGUGCAUUAUAAUUGCUCAGCUUGCUUGCGUGGCAAUUACAACAUCUGUCUCUCAUGCUAUCGCUCCGGUGCAGGAUGUCUGCAUUGGUUUGGAUUUGGCUAUUCGGCAUGGACAAAUUGGGAAAAUCAAAUGCAAGCCGGAAAAAUACCGCAAGGUGCAGAUAGGCCACAUAUGCUCACAGCAAAUCGCUACAUGGCACCUAAAAUGUCUGCUGGCGGCGCGGACGGUCGCAAGACUCUAACUACAGAAGAUCCUCAGAAACGUCUGCAAAGUGGUGCAUUCUGUGCAAGUUGCUUAGCAUGGACAAACGAAUGUUACUGGCGUUGCGAUAUUUGCAAUCAUGGUGAUUGGGGAUUUUGCAAUCUCUGCGUCAACCAAGGGAGAUCAUGUACACAUUCUCUUCUACCGCUGACCUAUAAACCAUCGGAAUCAUACACACCUCCCUUAUCUCCCAUGCAUGAUCAACAACUUCCACAAUCGGCAACUAUUCUACAGGGACCCGGCGUUGUAGACGUGGGUAACUUUAAACCUCUCACUUUCUCGACCAAUUGUGAUAUCUGUCGAUACCCCAUCCAACCCUCAUCCACUCGCUAUCACUGCUACUCAUGUACUAGCGCUGUCCCAGACACUCAACCUGGAGAUUACGAUAUUUGCACAACCUGCUACCCCAAACUCGUCACAUCCCGUCGCAUCAGUGUCGAAAAUGGUCACAAUGGGUGGCGACGUUGUUUACAAGGUCACCGUAUGGUAAUCGUAGGAUUUGAAGAUGACCGUGGGGGCCAACGUAGAGUAAUAGUUCAGGAUCUGGUUGGAGGUCACAGCCUUGAUAUCGAACCCAUGCUCUACCCCUCGCCUGAUCACACAGCACCCGAACUACAGAAAUGGAGCUGGAGUCAAGAUAAUGAUACUUUCGUUCGACUCGUCACCACGGAUCCAUCGAAGGUUGCGCCGACAUCAGUCUCUGGGCUAACGAUUGAAAGAUCGUUCCCACCUGAUGGCGGAAUCGGGAUGUCAAGUUUAGCAAUUUGGAGUUGGUGGCCUGCGGAAGGUGCGAGUGAUGAAUUGAUGUUUCCAAAGGGGGCAGAGGUAAGGGAGUGUAAGGAUGUCAAUGGAGAUUGGUUUUGGGGAUGCUAUAUGGGCGCUAAGGGAUUGUUUCCUGCGCCAUACGUGAGGGUCUUGGAAGAUGGAAUUGCUGGGGUAUAA
This is a messenger RNA of Botrytis porri, 3042 nucleotides long. RefSeq lists its product as uncharacterized. Lineage: Eukaryota; Fungi; Ascomycota; Leotiomycetes; Helotiales; Sclerotiniaceae. Gene Ontology annotation, biological process: mitotic cell cycle checkpoint signaling; ubiquitin-dependent protein catabolic process; protein ubiquitination. Gene Ontology annotation, molecular function: ubiquitin-protein transferase activity; metal ion binding; protein binding. The transcript has 2 exons. The record is from RefSeq and is a predicted model, not a curated record. The coding region runs from base 1 to 3042 and encodes 1013 amino acids. Gene Ontology annotation, cellular component: nucleus.